Molecule: messenger RNA, 1451 nt
Organism: Rubroshorea leprosula
Lineage: Eukaryota; Viridiplantae; Streptophyta; Magnoliopsida; Malvales; Dipterocarpaceae
Source: the annotation of a GenBank genome assembly
AGGAGCUAAUAUUGAUAUGCGUAUGCAGGGGCUUGCUGGCAAGUAAAAUGUAUAAGACUGCAAAAGCAAUUGUGACAAAUCUUGUUUCCUUUAUAGAUGCAUAUGGUUAUGUACUUAAUGGUGCAAGAGCCUAUUACACUAAUCGGAGCCAGCCUCCCCUCCUGAGUGCAAUGGUUUUUGAAAUAUACAACCAAACAGGGGAUGUUGAACUGAUCAAAACAUGUCUUUCUGCAUUGCUUAAAGAAUAUAAAUUUUGGAAUUCAGGAAUACAUGAGGUGUCCAUCCAUGAUGCUCAACAAAACAAAUACAGUUUGAGUCGGUAUUAUGCAAUGUGGAACAAACCCAGGCCUGAAUCUUCGACCAUUGACAAACAAUCUUCUUCCAAGUUCUUGAAUGCUUCUGAGAAACAGCAAUUUUACCGUGAGUUGGCUUCAGCUGCUGAAUCUGGAUGGGAUUUCGGCACAAGGUGGAUGAGGGAUACUUCUGAAUUUACAACAUUGGCCACAACUUCAGUUUUACCUGUUGAUUUAAAUGUAUUCAUACUCAAGAUGGAGCUUGACAUUUCCUUCUUGGCAAGAGAAAUUGGAGCGGAUGGUAUUGCUGAGAAUUUCUUAAAAGCAUCUCAAGCUAGACAAAGGGCAAUAAACUCUGUUUUUUGGAAUGAAAAGAUGGGACAAUGGCUAGAUUAUUGGCUCAGUAAUGGCACCACUUGCAAGGUGGAAUCUCAGACUUGGGAAGCUCAAAAUCAGAAUCAGAAUGUAUUUGCUUCAAACUUUGUCCCUUUGUGGAUUGAUUUGUUCAAUUCAGAUACUCCUCUGGUGGAAAAAGUAAUGAGAAGUCUCCAAACGUCAGGCCUGGUCUGUGCUGCCGGAAUAGCAACUUCUUUGACAAACUCAGGACAACAAUGGGACUUCCCAAAUGGUUGGGCUCCACUUCAACACAUGAUAGUUGAAGGUUUGGCCAGAUCUAAAUUAAUAGAAGCUAGAUCAAUGGCAAAAGAGAUUGCUGAGAGGUGGAUCAGAACCAACUAUGUUGCCUACAAGAAGACAGGUGCAAUGCAUGAGAAAUAUGAUGUUGAAAAAUGUGGUGAAUCUGGAGGUGGUGGUGAAUAUGUGGUCCAGACUGGAUUUGGUUGGUCUAAUGGAGUUGUAUUGGCAUUCUUGGAAGAGUUUGGAUGGCCCCGAGACCAAAGUAUAGAUUGCAUUAGCUAAUUAGACUCUGCUGAUUAUAAAUUUUAAUAACAAAACCGUUCAAAUAAUUACUACUUAUGGGUUUUGUUGCCUUCCAGGGCCUAUUUUCUCUAUAAACUAAAUACAGCAUUUGUUUUUUUUCCCUCCCCUUUUUCUCAGGAUAAUUACCUGUAAGUUGACGGGUUGACGUAUUUUCUUUUCUUUUUCUUUUCAGUAGUUUUAUUUUCUUAAUGUUUGUUUUUAAUCGUUUUGAUUUUAAAC